GCCGCCAGGAUGCGCUACGCCGACCCCUCCGCCAACCGGGAUCUACUAGGGAACCGAACUUUGCUUUUCAUCUUCAUCUGCGCUUUCGCGUUGGUGACCUUGCUGCAACAGAUCCUGUAUGGCAGGAACUACAUCAAGAGGUACUUUGAAUUUUACAAGGGGCCCUUUGAAUAUAACUCCUCAAGAUGCCUGGAGCUGAGGAAUGAAAUCCUGGAAGUAAAGGUGCUGUCCAUGGUGAAGCAGUCGGAACUGUUUGACAGAUGGAAGAACCUCCAGAUGUGCAAGUGGGCAAUGAACAUCACCGAAGCCAAACAGUUCAAGUCCACUUUGUCCAGGUGCUGCAAUGCCCCCUCCUUCCUCUUCACCACCCAGAAGAACACUCCCCUGGGGACCAAGCUCAAGUAUGAAGUGGACUCCAGCGGCAUCUACCACAUCAACCAGGAAAUCUUCCGCAUGUUCCCCAAGGACAUGCCUUACUACCGGUCCCAGUUUAAGAAGUGUGCGGUGGUAGGCAAUGGAGGCAUCCUGAAGAACAGCCGAUGCGGCAGGGAGAUCAACAGUGCCGACUUCGUGUUCCGGUGCAAUCUGCCCCCCAUCUCGGAGAAGUACAGUGUAGACGUGGGGAUCAAGACAGAUGUGGUCACCGUGAACCCCAGCAUCAUCAUGGACAGGUUCCACAAGCUGGAGAAGUGGCGGCGGCCUUUCUACCGCGUGCUGCAGGCUUAUCAGAAUGCAUCAGUGCUGCUGCCCGCCUUCUACAACACGCGCAACACCGACGUGUCCUUCCGUGUCAAGUACAUGCUGGACGACUUUGAGUCGCAGCAGGCGGUUUACUACUUCCACCCGCAAUAUCUGUUCAGUGUGUCGCGCUACUGGCUCAGCCUGGGUGUGCGCGCCAAGCGUAUCAGCACCGGCCUCAUCCUGGUCACAGCGGCGCUUGAGCUCUGUGAGGAGGUGCACCUCUUUGGCUUCUGGGCCUUCCCCAUGAACCCCUCGGGCCUCUACAUCACCCACCACUACUACGACAACGUCAAGCCCCGGCCCGGCUUCCAUGCCAUGCCCUCUGAAAUCUUCAACUUCCUGCACCUGCAUAGCCGUGGCAUCCUCCGCGUCCACACGGGUACCUGCAACUGCUGCUGAUGGAGGGCCAGGUGACCCGGACUGUGGCCCUGGUCACCAGAACCUUCUCUUCUCCUGUGCCUCCUGGUGGGACUGGGAG
Chrysochloris asiatica (Cape golden mole) is the source of this 1219-nucleotide messenger RNA. RefSeq names its product ST8 alpha-N-acetyl-neuraminide alpha-2,8-sialyltransferase 5 (gene ST8SIA5). The record is from RefSeq and is a predicted model, not a curated record. The transcript has 7 exons. The coding region runs from base 10 to 1140 and encodes 376 amino acids. Gene Ontology annotation, molecular function: alpha-N-acetylneuraminate alpha-2,8-sialyltransferase activity. Gene Ontology annotation, biological process: oligosaccharide metabolic process; N-glycan processing. NCBI's taxonomy places the organism in Eukaryota, Metazoa, Chordata, Mammalia, Afrosoricida, Chrysochloridae.